This is a messenger RNA of Callorhinchus milii (elephant shark), 1729 nucleotides long. RefSeq names its product R-spondin 1 (gene rspo1). The coding region runs from base 292 to 1236 and encodes 314 amino acids. The record is from RefSeq and is a predicted model, not a curated record. The transcript is spliced from 7 exons. Lineage: Eukaryota; Metazoa; Chordata; Chondrichthyes; Chimaeriformes; Callorhinchidae.
GCGGGGGCUGCUGGGGUGGCGGCGGGAAAUGGGUCUCACUCGUGGGGGGUCUCUACCUGAAAGGAACACAACAUAUCCAAAUCAGCCUGAACAACUUCAAAUCGCAUGGACAUCACUGUACCUUUCUGGCUUUGCCGUCAAUUCAAAGCUGUUUAGCAGCAAUAUCCAGAGGAUGCACUUCAUGUAGCCAAUAUCUGAAUGGAUUUUGAUGAACCUUACAGCACGGAGUCCUGAUCUCAAUGGAAUUAUACCUGGAAACAUGCUUCCUCUUGUACCAAUUGCGGCUUAUGUAUGUGGACAGAGUCCUGCGUGUCCAGACUUGCCUGUGUGAGUUGCUAUAAAAAACAAACAUCUGUAUUAUUACUUCGGACUCGAUCUACCUUCAUCAGCAUCAACCUUCACCCUGAGCAGAGACAGAGCUUUGCAGUUAUUACUAUGCAGUUUGGACUAUUUUUGGUGGUGAUCAUUUUAAACUCUAUGGAUUACACUGGCAGUAGCGUCGCGAAGGGAAGGAGGCAAAGACGAAUCAGCACGGAGAUAACCCCAGUUUGUCCGAAAGGUUGUGAACUAUGUUCGGAGUACAAUGGAUGUCUCAAGUGUUUGUCCAAAUUGUUCAUUCUCCUGGAAAGGAAUGACAUUAAACAGACUGGCAUCUGCUUGCCGUCUUGUCCAAUUGGAUAUUUUGGAGUUCGGACACCAGAAAUGAACAAGUGCACAAAAUGUAAAAUUGAGAACUGUGAGGCUUGCUUUAGCAGAAACUUUUGUACGAAAUGUAAAGAGGGGUUGUACCUGCACCGAGGGAAAUGUUACGACAGCUGUCCAGAGGGCUUUGCGGCCACGAACGAUACCAUGGAGUGCAGCCACGCUGCGCAAUGUGACCUGGGUGAGUGGAGCCAGUGGGGUCCUUGCACGAAGCGGGGGAAGACGUGUGGAUUCAAACGGGGUUCAGAGACCAGGACCAGAGAGCUCCUCCAAGCACCUUCCAUAGAAGAUGUCAAAUGUCCCCCAAACAGCGAGAGCAGAACUUGCACAGUACAGAGGAAGCCUUGCUCGUCCCCUGGGAAGAAGAGAAACAAGAAAGACAGAAACAGAAAGGGAAAGAAGGACAAGAAGAACAAAGGAGGCGACAACAGUCAAAACAACAAGGAACCCAGAGAAAAGAAGCUUGGAAACAAGAAGAAGAAAGAACCCCACGGGAUUGCAACCACCACAACGACGUCCAGCUCUGUUCAAUAACAGCCUUUUAUUGCAAUGCAGACACUCUUACGCUGAUGUGUAUAAAUCAGCUUUUCUGAACUGGAGCAGUGCUACAGAGAAGAAUAAUAACAUGGCUUUUCCCUCCUCCCCCCUCCCCCACCUCUCAAAUGUCUAAGAUAAAAAGCAAAGUUAUUAUUUUGGGGACUUGCAAAUCAGAGCUCCAUUGCACCAGGCUUCAGCGUAUACAGUACCUGAGAACAGAACAGGAACAAAGUAGGUCAAAAGGACUGGUUUUAGACAAGCUCUUCAAGCAGAUAUUGUAGAGGAGGUCAGCCCAGAACCGGAGGAUAUGAUCUGACUGUUCCUGUGGCGACCAGAAAAAUGACUUGGACCGAAUGGCUUUUUGGAAAACUGCAAAUAUUCCUGUAAAUGUUUGGGCAGUUUUAAAAGAAAAUUAUGCAUUUGAACGGAAGAUGUAUACACCUAAAUUACCUGAACAGAAUGUUAGAAUUAUACAUCAUUAAACUGCUUU